Messenger RNA from Pyricularia grisea, 969 nucleotides. RefSeq lists its product as uncharacterized. Gene Ontology annotation, molecular function: monooxygenase activity; oxidoreductase activity, acting on paired donors, with incorporation or reduction of molecular oxygen; heme binding. The coding region runs from base 1 to 969 and encodes 322 amino acids. The record is from RefSeq and is a predicted model, not a curated record. Lineage: Eukaryota; Fungi; Ascomycota; Sordariomycetes; Magnaporthales; Pyriculariaceae. The transcript has 5 exons.
AUGGAAAAGGUUUACGAAUACUACCGUGAGACACCAGAAGGCCCCAUUAGCCUUUUAAACGCUGGACCUAAAGAGCAUGCAAAAUUACGAAAAUGGUUUGCGCCAUUUUUUUCCGACCGGGGAAUGAAGGAGCAGGAAAAAAUAAUUAGUGGUUACGUCGACCUUAUUAUCCGGCGGUUAUCUGAGAACUUAGAGGAUGGAACCCGAGUUUUGGAUGUUCGUAACUGGUUUAACUUUUGUACCUUUAACAUACUCGGAAAGCUCGCCUUUUCCAGCUCGUUUGGCUGCCUCGAAUUAGCCAGAUAUUACCCCUGGGAGUUUAUGGGUUAUACAAUCGAUAAACUGAACAAUCGCAUAAAGUUGGGCUCACGGCCCGACAUUAUCGAGUCGCUGCUUAAUAAUAAGGAGGGAAUUAAAAUUGAUAUAAAGCGACUAGUACAAAAUUCCACCCUCCUCAUCGCGGCCGGGUUUAAAACGACAGCCACACUCCUAACUGCGACUAUUUACCUUUUUCUGACGAAUUCUAAGGCUUACGACAAGGUCACCGACGAAGUGCGAAACUCUUUUUCGGAUCCUUCGGAGAUUAAUUUAACGUCGGUUAAUAAGCUUUUAUACAUGCUUGUUUGUUUGGAUGAAGCCCUGCGAAUUUUCCCUGUAAUACCGUUAUGGUUUCCGAGAAGGGUAACCAAACACGAAGCUGUAAUUAAUGGCAACAUUAUUCCUCAAGGUACUUUUGUCGCCAUUUGGCAAUGGCCAAUAUACUAUAGCGAGAAGAAUUUCUCCAAACCACUAGAGUAUUACCCGGAACGUUUCCUUGGUGAUCCUGAAUUUUCCCGAAACAGACUGGACGCAGUGCAGCCCUUUAAUACGGGCCAUGCAAAUUGCAUCGGACGCAAUUUGGCAUAUUCGGAAAUGCGCCUGAUUUUAGCAAGGAUUUUCUUCAAUUUUAACCUGAAGUUUGCCGAUUAG